This is a messenger RNA of Betta splendens (Siamese fighting fish), 1878 nucleotides long. It is a transcript of the gene tubb6, whose product is annotated as tubulin, beta 6 class V. Gene Ontology annotation, biological process: mitotic cell cycle; microtubule cytoskeleton organization. NCBI's taxonomy places the organism in Eukaryota, Metazoa, Chordata, Actinopteri, Anabantiformes, Osphronemidae. The record is from RefSeq and is a predicted model, not a curated record. The transcript is spliced from 6 exons. Gene Ontology annotation, cellular component: cytoplasm; microtubule. The coding region runs from base 184 to 1524 and encodes 446 amino acids. Gene Ontology annotation, molecular function: GTP binding; structural constituent of cytoskeleton; GTPase activity.
UUUAUUAAAACGUAAGGCCCCGGCAGGCGAUCCGGACCAUGACACGGACUCGGGCGCACCCCCCGGGGCGUGGUCGCGUGAACGCGCAUAAGAAAAGAACGGGAUGAACCCGAUGCGUGUUCUCGUUCCACAACAGCUGCACGAACUGACACAAGGCAGAACUUUGGGCGUCAGAGAGGAAAGAUGAGGGAGAUCGUCCACAUUCAGGCCGGACAGUGCGGAAACCAGAUCGGAACCAAGUUCUGGGAAGUGAUCAGCGAUGAGCACGGGAUCGACGCUGCAGGAAACUACGUGGGCGACUCAGCUCUACAGCUGGACCGGGUCAACGUGUACUACAACGAGGCCUCCUCGCAUAAAUACGUCCCCCGUGCGGUGCUGGUGGACCUGGAACCAGGAACCAUGGACAGCGUUCGCUCUGGAGCCUUCGGACAACUCUUCAGACCAGACAACUUCAUCUUUGGUCAGACAGGUGCAGGGAACAACUGGGCCAAAGGCCACUACACGGAGGGAGCCGAGCUCAUGGACUCAGUGCUGGACGUGGUGAGGAAGGAGUGUGAGCACUGCGACUGUCUGCAGGGUUUCCAGCUGACUCACUCUCUGGGAGGCGGCACCGGCUCAGGCAUGGGCACACUGCUCAUCAGUAAGAUCCGGGAGGAGUACCCCGACCGGAUCAUGAACACUUUCAGUGUCAUGCCCUCGCCCAAGGUGUCGGACACCGUUGUAGAACCGUACAACGCCACCCUGUCGGUCCACCAGCUGGUCGAAAACACAGACGAGACCUACUGCAUCGACAACGAAGCCCUGUACGACAUCUGCUUCCGCACCCUGAAGCUCACCACGCCCACGUACGGAGACCUGAACCACCUGGUGUCGGCCACCAUGAGCGGCGUCACCACGUCGCUGCGCUUCCCUGGGCAGCUCAACGCCGACCUCCGCAAGCUAGCCGUCAACAUGGUGCCCUUCCCCAGGCUCCACUUCUUCAUGCCAGGAUUCGCUCCUCUGACGGCGAGGGGCAGCCAGCAGUACCGAGCGCUCACCGUUCCAGAACUCACCCAGCAGAUGUUCGACGCUAGGAACAUGAUGGCGGCCUGCGACCCGCGCCACGGGCGCUACCUGACCGUCGCCACCGUCUUCCGCGGGCCGAUGUCCAUGAAGGAGGUGGACGAGCAGAUGCUGAACGUCCAGAACAAGAACAGCAGCUACUUCGUGGAGUGGAUCCCCAACAACGUGAAGGUGGCCGUGUGCGACAUCGCUCCGCGCGGCCUCAAAAUGGCCGCCACCUUCAUCGGCAACAGCACGGCCAUCCAGGAGCUGUUCAAGCGGAUCUCUGAGCAGUUCUCGGCCAUGUUCCGCAGAAAGGCCUUCCUGCACUGGUUCACGGGCGAAGGCAUGGACGAGAUGGAGUUCACCGAGGCCGAGAGCAACAUGAACGACCUGGUGUCCGAGUACCAGCAGUACCAGGAGGCCACGGCCAACGACGGCGAGGAGAACUUUGAUGACGAAGAGGACGAGAUCAACGAGUAAGAGACCAAGCAAAACCACGACGAGGUGUCAACAAGAGCUCUGAGACAAACUCUGGGAUGAAUUUAGUCGAUUACAAAUUAUGAAUAAGCUUCUGAGUUCAUUUCCGAUCAGGCACAUUUGACAUCUGAUGCAAUAGAAAAACCAGAGCGAGUGUAUUUGUGAACUUUGUGUUCUGCCUUGACAUAAUGCUGCUGAGAACCUGUCAGUUCAAAGAGACUAUGUGAAAACAUGACGUUUACACUAAACACUGGGUGGAAUAAUAACUGCAGUAAAUAGUACUUUAUUAAUUACUGUGUAGUACUAAUCGUCUGAUGACUGUACUUGAAGGGAGGCUGGAAUAAACUCUACUGUGGA